Mesoplodon densirostris (Blainville's beaked whale) is the source of this 4517-nucleotide messenger RNA. It is a transcript of the gene CCNB3, whose product is annotated as cyclin B3. Gene Ontology annotation, biological process: mitotic cell cycle phase transition; regulation of cyclin-dependent protein serine/threonine kinase activity. Bases 155 to 4339 code for a protein of 1394 amino acids. The record is from RefSeq and is a predicted model, not a curated record. The transcript has 12 exons. Gene Ontology annotation, cellular component: cyclin-dependent protein kinase holoenzyme complex; centrosome; nucleus. Lineage: Eukaryota; Metazoa; Chordata; Mammalia; Artiodactyla; Ziphiidae. Gene Ontology annotation, molecular function: cyclin-dependent protein serine/threonine kinase regulator activity.
GGUAAGUUGAGACGGACGCCAGUUGCUGCGACGCGGAGCUCCGGUCAUUUCCCGGGCCUCUCCUGGGCUAGGACUGCGUCCGUGGUCUUUCGUCUUCUGCCCUCAAUCUCGAUAUGAGCCCUGCCUUGGAUAGAUGCUGCUGAAUCCAUAAGAAAUGCCACUGCCACUACCACCGCAACGCUCCAGAUGUGAGACUAAGAAAUCUCAGUCCAGCAGAAUUAUGCCCAGUGAUCAUGGCCCAUCUGAAAAGAGAGAGGAGAAUUACCAAGCAAAGAUAUCUCCAUCUUCACCUCAGGGACCACUCAAAAAGAGGUCAGCUUUUGAAGAUCUCACCAACGCUUCUCAAAGUCAACCUGCCAAGCCCAAGAAGGAAGCCAGUAAUGAGCUUGUUAAAGUUGUUUCCAAGAAGAUAAACAGGAGCACACCUGCUCCUCGGUGUAAUAAGCUGGCACUCUCACCAGUAGUAGUCUCAACCACCAUGGUACCAAAUAUUAUAGAUAAACCGCACAUUCUGGAGAUAUCUACCAGCUCCAAGACACCCACUACUGAGGAGUCAUCUCUUUUCAAAAAGCCAUUCAUUUUAAAAGAGGAACCCACUACUGAGGAUACAAUCCUCAUCAAGAGGUCAUUAAAGAAGAGCAUAAAUCAGGGAGAGGUGUCCCUCUUAGAGAAGCCACUAUCCUUGCAGGAGGAGACUGACAGUGAUGUUGUAGUGCCAGUGACUUUUGGGAAGAAGCAUAAAACUGAGAAGGCAGCCAUCAACAAGAGUACAUUAUCUUUAAAGAAUAUGUGCACACAUCAGGGGAAGCAGUCCUGCACGAGGGAGGAGUUGGCCUUGCAGAACAUCAGUGUUGAAGAGGAUUCUUUCUUUAUGGAGCCCACGAACUUUAGGAAGAAGCCUAAAACUGAGGAGGCAACCACCACCAAGGAGCUGUUAUCUUUAAAGAAAAAGUGUACCACUCAAGGGAAGAUGUCCUAUAUGAAGAAGCCACUAGUAUUGCAGAAGAUCACCUCUGAAGAGAAGUCACUCGCUAAGGAGCUGUUGUCUUUUAAGAGAAAACCUACCACUGAGAAGGAGUGCCUUUGCCAGGAGCCAUCUACAUUGCCAAAGAAGCACACCACUGAACAAGAACUGUCCAUCUUGAAGAAAUCAUUGGCCUUGCAGGAGAAGAUCGACACUGAAGAGGACUCCGUCUUUAAGGAACCAUUGGCUUUUAAGAAACAACCUACCACAGCGGAGACAACCCUCACCACAAGGCCAUUAUCUUUAAAGAAGAAGUGCACUACUCAGGGGAAGAUAGCCCACUUGAAGAAGCCAUUAGUAUUUCAGAAGACCAUCUCUGGAGAGAAGGCAUUCAUUAAAGAGUCAUUGUCCUUUAAAAAGAAGCCUACUACUAAGGAGGAGUCCCUCUUCCAGGAGCUAUCUGUGUCGCAAGAGAAGCACACCACUGGUGGGGAGGUUACCCUUUUGAAGAAGCCAGGGGCAUUCCAGGAGAAAAAGGAUGGUGAAGAUGAAUUUCUUAUGGAGCCAAUUUCCUUGAGGAAGAAGCAUACUACUAAGGAGGCAACCCUUUCCAAGAAGUCAUUACCUUUAAAGAAGAAGCGUACCACUUGGGGGAAGAGGUACCGCUUGAAGAAGCCACUAGUAUUACAGGAGACCACCUCUGAAGAGAAGUCACUCAUUAAGGAUCCGUUAUCCCUUAAGAAGAAGCCUACCACUAAGGAGUCCCUUUUCCAAGAGCCAUCAGCAUUGCAGGAGAGGCACACCACUCAGGAGGAGGUGUCCAUCUUGGAGAAGCCAUUGGUCUUGCAAAAGACUCCAACUGAGGAGGAGUCCCUUUUAAGGGAGCCUUUGGCUUUUAACAAGAAGCGUACCAUUGAGGAGGCAACCUCCUCUAAUAAGCUGUUAUCUUUAAAGAAGAAGUGUACCAGUCAGGGUAAGAUGUCCUGUUUGACCAAGCCACUAGUAUUGCAGACCAUUUCUGAAGAGAAGUCACUCAUUAAGGAGCCAUUAUCCUUUAAAAAAAAGCCUACCACUGAGGAGGAGUCCCCCUUGAAGAAACCAUCUGCACUGCAAGAGAAGCACACCAUUCAGGGGGAUGUGGCCCUCUUGAAGAAGCUAUGGCCAUUGCAGGAGAAUAUAGACAGUAAAGAUGAAUUUCUUAUGGAGCCAGUGUCAUUUAGGAAGAAACAUACCACAGAUGUGGCAGUCUCUACCAAGGAGUCAUUAUCUUUAAAGAAGAAAAAGUGUACCACUCAAAUGAUGAUGCCUACCUUCCAAGAACAGUUGGACUUGCAGAAUAUGAUUGGUGAAGGUGAGGACUCCUCCUUUAUGGAGCCAAUGUCAUUUAGGAAGAAGUCUUCAACUGAUGAGGCAAUUCUUACCAAGACACCGGUAUCUUUAAAAAAGAGGCAAAUCACUCAGGGGAAGACGUUCCUCUUAAAGAAGCCACUGGUCAUAGAGAAGACUACCUCUGAAGAGGAAUCACUCUUUAAGGAGCUGUUGCCCUUUAAAAAAAAGUCUACAACUGAAGAGGAGUUCCUCUUCCAGGAUCCAUCUGUACUGAGAGAGAGACACACCACUGUGCAAGAGGUGUCCUUCUCAAAGAAGCCAUUGGCCUUGCAGGAGAAUAUCACCACUGAAGAAGAAUCAUAUAUUAAGGAGCCACUGACCUUGGAGGAGAGGUCUACCACUGAGGAGGAAUUCCCCUUUCAGGAGCUAUUUUUAUUGCAUGUUAAACCUACCAACAAAGAUGAGCCCCUCUGCAGGAAGUCUUUUGCCUUGCAGAAGAAGACUGAUAACAAAGAGGACUCCUUGAAGGCACUGUUGGCUUUGCAGGACAAAAGCACCACUGAAGAGGAGUUUCUUUUCAAGAAACCAUUGGUUCUGAAGGAAGAGCUCUCCCCUGAGGUGGCAGUGAGCAUAGAGGGGCAAUUAUCUUUAAAGAAGAAGCCCACUGCUCAGGGGGAGGUGUUCCUCUUGAAAAAGCAGUUGGCCUUGCAAGAAAACAUCACCAGUGAAGAGGAGUCCCUUAUUAAGCAGCCACAGGCCUUGCAGGAGAAGCCCAGCAUUGAGAAGGAAAUCAUCUUGAGGGAGUCCUUGGCCUUGCAGGAGAAGCCCACGAGUGAGAAAGAGACCCUCUUUGAGGAGCCCUUGGCCUUGCAGGAGAAUCCCACAAUUGAGGAGGAGGCUAUCCUGAAGGAGCCCUUGGCCUUGCAGGAGAAGCCCAGCAGUGAGAAAGACUUGUCUUCCAAGGAGCCAUUGGCCUUGCAAAAGAAUCUCACUCACAAAGAAGACACGUUUCUCAAAGAUUUCAUCAUCCUCCAAGUUGAAACCAGCCCACAUGUGUCCACCAUUGCCCCUGACUCUAGAACAGGCUUGUCCAGCACUGUCACCAUGUCCAGUGUGGGCAAGUUCAGUACCACAAGCCAGUCCAGUACUUGUGAAUCCAGUUCCAGUGAACCUUUCUCAUCUCAGGACAAGAGAUCAGAGAAGGAGCAGAUGACCCCACUGGAGGAUAUUGACAAGGACCACAGUGAUCCAGUUUUCAACUCAAUAUAUGCUAAGGAUAUCUUCAGUUACAUGAAGGAGAGAGAGGAAAAGUUCAUACUUAAAAAAUACAUGACCAGGCAGAAUGAUAUCAACAGUGACAUGAGGGCCAUUCUCGUGGACUGGUUGGUGGAGGUGCAGAUGACCUUUGAGAUGAGUCAUGAGACCCUGUACUUGGCAGUGAAGCUGGUAGAUCACUACCUUAUGGAGGUAAUAUGCAAGAGGGACAAGCUACAACUCCUUGGUUCCACUGCUUUUCUGAUUGCAGCAAAAUUUGAGGAGACCUGCCCACCUUGUGUGGAUGACUUCCUGUACAUCUGUGAUGAUAUUUAUAAGCGAGAUGAGAUGCUCGCCAUGGAAAUCAGCAUCCUAAAAACCCUCAGAUAUGAUAUCAACAUUCCCAUUGCCUAUCAUUUUCUGCGCAGAUAUGCUAAGUGUGUCCAUGCCAACAUGAAGACACUGACCUUGUCCCGCUUCAUCUGUGAAAUGACCCUGCAGGAAUACGACUAUGUCCAGGAGAGGGCUUCCAAGCUAGCUGCUGGCUCCUUCCUCCUGGCCCUCUACAUGAAGAAGCUCGGACACUUGGCUCCUACCCUGGAGUAUUACAGUGGCUACAAGACCUCUGAUCUUCACCCCUUGGUCAGGCAGCUGAACGUCCUGCUGACUUUGUGUUUGGGCAAUAGGCUCAAGACUGUGCAAUCCAAGUAUUCCCACCGGGUCUUCUUUGAAGUCACCCAAAUCCCACCCUUGGACAUGUUGAAACUGGAGGAGAUUUUGAACUGCUGCUAAUUCUGAGGCUGAGGGUCUGGUACUCUGGCAGCAGCCACCGGGGCCAGGCAGGCGUGUAAAUAAGCUGUAUUUAUUCUGUCCUUGAAUUUGUCUUUUCAUCACUUUUCUUCAUUUUUACUGUUUAUCUUUUCCCAAACUGAUAAUGUUGUAAAUAUUUGUGUUUUUUAUGAAAGAGAAG